This is a messenger RNA of Aspergillus versicolor CBS 583.65, 783 nucleotides long. RefSeq lists its product as uncharacterized. Gene Ontology annotation, molecular function: ATP binding; protein serine/threonine kinase activity. The transcript has a single exon. Gene Ontology annotation, cellular component: cytoplasm. The record is from RefSeq and is a predicted model, not a curated record. The coding region runs from base 1 to 783 and encodes 260 amino acids. NCBI's taxonomy places the organism in Eukaryota, Fungi, Ascomycota, Eurotiomycetes, Eurotiales, Aspergillaceae. Gene Ontology annotation, biological process: protein phosphorylation.
AUGUCCUCUCCUUUUCUGGACAUCCAAGGGAAUCCAAUCCCUCUGGAACGGAUUCUCGGAAGUGGGGCCUCUGCAGUAGUUCUGCUUCAGGAUGAUAUGGCCAUCAAGACUCCCUUGAGAUAUCGUUGGAGCUCAGACUACGACGUCAAAGCAAACACUCAAAGUCUCAUACGCGAACAAGAUGUAUAUCGCCGCUUGCAGCACCCUGGAGACGACCGUUCUCAUGGUAUUGUCGGUUGUAUUGGAUUUUCAGCUGACGCCACGCAACUCGCUUAUAUGGUCAAUGGGGAUCUUCAAACGUAUCUUGCAAAACACUGCCAGUGCCCUCCUCGUCAGCUGCAACUCAGAUGGUUCAACCAGAUGGCUCGCACACUCAGUUUUAUUCAUGACAGACGUGUGCUUGUUGCAGAUAUCGCCAGCCGGAACUUUCUUCUCGAUUCCGAUCUAUCGCUCAAAUUCUGUGACUUUACCGAAGCAUCUCUUCUUCCAUUGGAUUCUGAUAUGGAAACUGUGGAUGAUAAUGGCUACACAACCCGGAUUGACAUUGGCUCCCUUGGUGCAGUUAUAUACGAAGUUAUAACCGGCACUAAGUGUAAGAUUGAUCUCUACAGGGACAACCCUCCUACCGAUGGUCGAGCUUAUUGGCCAGAGAGGAGGCUUCUACCAAGCACACAAGGUAUCUGGCUUGGCUGGAUUAUUGAAGGCUGCUGGAAUGGCGAAUUUGCCAGCGCUCACAACCUCCUCCAGGCAUUGAAUUCCACCAACCCGCAUAUCUUAUCCUGA